Maylandia zebra (zebra mbuna) is the source of this 1763-nucleotide messenger RNA. RefSeq names its product TSEN54 tRNA splicing endonuclease subunit (gene tsen54). Gene Ontology annotation, biological process: tRNA-type intron splice site recognition and cleavage. NCBI's taxonomy places the organism in Eukaryota, Metazoa, Chordata, Actinopteri, Cichliformes, Cichlidae. Gene Ontology annotation, cellular component: tRNA-intron endonuclease complex. The record is from RefSeq and is a predicted model, not a curated record.
AAGUAGCUGGCAACGCAAGUAAUACGGGCGCUGCAGCUUUAAGCAGCUGCGCGCGCUCCCGCGGACGGCAAUCAGUUUCUGGCAGACAAUCACUUUUUGGCACAACACCGGCAUCAUGGCGGAUCAAAACAACACAGACGGUAAAGGGAAGUUCUACAGUGAAAUUUUAAGCCCGUCGGAGCUGUUCGCAGCCCGCUCCCGCAGUCACAAAAUCCCCGUCAGAGGACAGAAGGACUUCUUCCCCGAUGACUCCGACGAGCAGAAGCAGCGACUCGAGCAGAGCCUGAAUGAACACUGGAGCCUCCUCUCAGAGGAGAGAGUGGAGAGGCUGGGAAACCUCGUGAACGGCCAAUGGAUUCCCAGCAAGCAGAUUGUGGAGCUUCGAUCUCCGGCUGGGAAGUUCUGGCAGACGAUGGGCUUUUCUGCAAACGGGAAGCAGUGCCUGCUCCCCGAGGAGGCUCUGUACCUGAUGGAGUGUGGAAACCUGCAGGUGUUUCAUCAGGACCUGCCACUCUCCAUCCAGGACGGGUACGAGAAGUUUCUGUCUGCAAACACCGUGAGCCUUCAGCAAUAUCAGGUGUUUGGGCAUUUGAAGAGGCUCGGCUAUGUGGUGCUCAGGUUUGAUCCCAGUUCUGAGUCAUUGUCCUACGCGAGGCAGCUCAACCUGCCGCAGUCACGUGACCGAGCAGGGAGACAGCUGAAGAGGAAACGCAGCCUCAGCCCCGCCCCUUCCUCCACCCCCACUGCGACGUGCAGCCGUGCUGAAGCUCAGGAGGAAUGCUCCACUGAGAAGAUGGAGGAGGAUAAAUGCAGUGAAGGCGAGGAAGAUAAAAAACUUCCAGAGCCUCCGGAGGCCCAGAGUUCAGCAGACGAGGGCGGAGGCAGGAGCUGGUGGAUGAUGGAUGUUCUCGGGGACUCGGACAAAGAUUCCGGUCACGGCUCCAAAUCUGGCUCCUCGUGCUGGGACUUCAGCUCCAUCUCUUUCCCUGACCUGGGCUCCACCUCCAGGGAGCACUUCCCCAGUGACCUGGCCCCUCCAGACCCCUCUCUGCUGCCCGGGGAUUUGAAGGUGGGCUUCUGUGACAUUGCCCCCUGGAGGCAGAAAAUAAACCUGCGGCAGGUGAAGAUGUCAGCCAAUGAGCAGAAGAGGGAGAAAUACAGGCGGCGGUGGGAUGUCAACAAAAACAGAGAGGUACGGCGGUGCAGAAACUGGGCGGAGUAUCAGGAGCUGAUGGCGAGGCGGAAGGGUAAGCGGGAAGGUCGACCAGCGCACCUGUGGAACAGGGAAGUUACUCCGUUACAUGACCCGACACAGCCAAUCGCCACAGGAGAACUGCUGGAAAAAAUCGGCGUGAUUAAACCGACUCAUUUGCUGGAGGGAGCGUCCAGGUUAAAAGAUGCGGGCGAUUGGAGGAUUUGUUUCAAUGUUUACCAGCCCAACACGGUGGCCGACUUCAAGAAGAGCAACCCGGGGAAACCGUACUCACGCAUGUGUGUGUGCAGUUUCGAUGACCCCGUGCCCGACCUGCGAGCCAUCAAGCUGCUGGCCUAUCAGAGCGGAGAUAUCCCAGUGGUCAUAGCUGUGGUGGACUAUGGAGACAUAUCGUUCUACACCUUCAAAGACUUCCAGCUCCCGACUGAUGUUUACCCCUAAGAACCGCCCACCCACCCGGGACUUUUUAAUAAACCUCUGUUUGCUGGACUGGCUGCAUUUUCUGUGAUUUAUGGUGGAAAGAUGGUUUUAGUAAACAAACAAACAAGAA